AUGUCACAUCAAUCAGAACGUAUACGUGAGUCUGACUUCAAGUACUACGAGCGUAGAUAUUAUGAUGAUUUGAAGAAUGGUUGCUUUACAAUCAAAAUCUCAAAUUCAACAUAUAGGUGUCCCUUUUGCCUGGACAGGCAGGAUUACUCCUCGAGUGAGCUUUUAAAACAUGCAUCAAGAUUUGCCAAGGGUUCACAUAGCAGAGAGAUAGAAGAUAGAGCGAAGCACUCUGCCCUUCAGUUAUACAUUGAAAGGUAUCAUGAUGUGAAUAUUACAUCCGAACCUGUUGGCAAGGAUCAAUUAUUUGUCUGGCCUUGGAAGGGUAUUGUUGCUAACAUUGCUACGGAAAUUAAAAACGGAAGGUAUGUUGGAGAAAGUGGUACAAAACUAAGGGAGGAGUUUACCCUAAAAGGAUUUCGCCCCUUGAGAGUUCAUCCUCUGUGGAACCAUAAUGGACAUUCAGGCUUUGCCAUUGUCGAAUUCAGCACAGAAUGGGAUGGUUUCACCAAUGCUAUUAACUUUGAAAGGAGCUUUGAAGCGGAACAUUGUGGUAAGAAGGAUUACUACAGUUUAAAAUGCCGAGGAGAUAGACUCUACGGAUGGUUGGCCCGCGAUGACGACUAUCACAUGAAUAGUAUAAUUGGUGCUCACCUUCGUAAAAAAGGGAACUUGAAAACUGUUUCUGAAAAACAAGCAGAUGACAAAAGGAAAAAAUCACAGCUUGUCUCAAGUUUAGCUAAUACCUUGAAAAUGAAGAAUAAGGAGUUGGAAUGGGUACGAAGCAAAUAUGAUGAGAUUGAUUUGUCCCUGAACAAAGUGAUAGAACAGAAAGAGGAGAUGAUUAAAUCAUUUAAUAAUGAAAUACAAAAGAUGCAGCAGAGUGACCGUGAUCAUUUGGAGAAGAUUCUUAUGGAUCAUGAAAAAGCCAAAUUGCGACUGGAAGCUCAGAAGAAAGAGCUUCUGAACCGUGAGAAAGAUCUCCAGAGGCGUCAAGAACGGAAUGAAAAUGAGAGAGAAAAGAUAUAUCUGAAGAAGAAAAAUAAUGAGAUGGCAAUAAUGGAGCAAAACAAAGCCGAUGAGAAAAUUAUGCAUUUGGCUGAAGAACAAAAGAAACAAAAGGAGAAACUGCAUAGAAAAAUUCAUGAACUACAAAGAAAACUCGAUGCCAAACAAGCAUUGGAAUUGGAGAUCGAACACAUGAGGGGAGCUCUUCAAGUAAUGAAACACAUGGGGGAGGAUGAAGAUUUGGAGGAGAAGAAAAAAUUGGAUGCAAUUAAAUCGAAUCUGCAGGAAAAGGAGAAGGAGUUAGAAGCAAUGGAAGAACUUGAACAAACUCUUGUUGUCAAGGAACGUAAAACCAAUGACGAAUUGCAAGAUGCUCGCAAGGAAUUAAUUAGUGGGAUAGGGGAGACGACUCGGGCAUUUAUUGGUGUUAAAAGAAUGGGGGAGCUUGAUGGUAAGCCGUUUGAGAAAGCAGCUAAGAGAAAAUUUGCUAAUGAUGAAGUGAAUGUGAAAGCUGUGGAGUUGUGCUCACGGUGGGAGGCUUAUCUUAGAGAUCCAAGCUGGCAUCCAUAUAAAGUUUUAUUAGAUAAAGCUGGGAACGCUAAGGAAAUUUUAGAUGAAGAAGAUGAAAAACUGAGAAUAUUAAAGGAUGAGUUCGGUGAUGAGGUCUUUCGAGCUGUGGCUACAGCUCUGACGGAGUUGAAUGAGUACAAUCCUAGUGGUAGAUACCCAUUACCGGAGCUCUGGAAUUUUAAGGAAGGAAGGAAGGCUUCAUUGAAGGAGGGUGUUUCGCAUAUAAUCAAUCAAUGGAAAUUGUCAAAACGAAGGAAAACCUGA
Messenger RNA from Gastrolobium bilobum, 1839 nucleotides. Its product is annotated as factor of DNA methylation 4-like. Lineage: Eukaryota; Viridiplantae; Streptophyta; Magnoliopsida; Fabales; Fabaceae. Gene Ontology annotation, biological process: gene silencing by siRNA-directed DNA methylation. The record is from RefSeq and is a predicted model, not a curated record. The transcript is spliced from 6 exons. The coding region runs from base 1 to 1839 and encodes 612 amino acids.